UGGCGGCUUCACGGACAUCUGCGAAGUGGCAGGAGAUCCCGAGCGGCGAGGCAGAUGGAGAACCCCACGUUGACCUGUACGCCUUUUAACCACGAUAUCGAGAUCAUCUCGGAGAUCGCUUGCCAUAUUCAAUUCGAAUUAUUUGAAGCGCAUAUUCUCGUUGUUGCGCAACCUCAUCUGACCCCUUACAUCUUCUCUCCUUGACUUGCUGCAUUCCCCUUCCCAGUGCACACAUACAACUUCUCCUUCCACCUUCUCAGACUUCGAUAUGGCGCCCUCCGCUAUCAGCGACCUCUUGCCUUCGGGCCCUAUAACCUCGAAAUCCAUCAACCCCGUCAAAGAAGAACGUCAUGUCCACGGCAUGGAAGACAAGACGCCCAUUGCCGCCAUCUCCCACGGCGACGUGAUGCUUCCGGGCGUGCCUACGUUUACCGACCUCGCCGCCCAGCGCCAAUGGCAACUCGAACACAUGGCCGCCGCUUUCCGCCACUGGGCUCGUGAAGGCUACGUCGAGGGUAUUUCGGGCCACAUCAGUGUCAGAGAUCCAGAGCACGAAGAUGUAUUCUGGACAAAUCCACUGGGCGUCCACUUUGGCCUCCUCAAAGCCAGCGACAUGAUCGCCGUCAACUUCGACGGCAAAGUUGUCGGAGGCAACCGUACGCGCCCGCCCAACGCUGCCGGAUUCCUGAUCCACAGUGAAGUACACAAAGCCCGCCCGGACGUCCACGCCGUCUGCCACGCACACACCGUCUACGGCAAGGCAUGGAGCGUGUUCGGCAAGCCCAUCGAAAUGUUGACUCAGGAUGCCUGCAAAUUCUACAAGUCGCAUAGCGUGUACAACUCGUACGGAGGCGUCGUGCUGGCGAGCGAAGAAGGCGCCAUGAUCGCCAAAGCUCUCGGUCCCACCAACAAGGCGUGCAUCCUGCGCAACCACGGCCUGCUGACGGUCGGUAAGACUGUCGACGAAGCAGCGUUUUUAUUCCUCUCGCUUGAGCAUGCCUGCCAGGGACAGUUGCUUGUUGAGGCCGCCUCAGAGGGCGGUAAGAUCCCAAAAGUGCUGAUUUCGGAUGAGGAGGCCGAUUACACGAACCGCAUGGAAAGCGAUUCCGAGACAUGCUACGCCGAGUUCCAGGCUUAUUACGAUUGGGAAGAUUAUCAGACCAAGGGCGAUUUCAAGGACUGAUCCGGCAAGAGUUUGGAUCGGAAGAGGUUUGCCGGAGAAUUGACAUGUCAAAGACUCCCUUCUCCGGGGCUUGCAGCCUGCUAGAGUUCACAAGAGCGGCGGAUGAAGGGAAAGAAGCAGGCCAGGGCUGAAUGAAUGAAAAGAUGUUGACGAAGUGAUGUCGAUGAACACUUGUACCAACAAAUGUGUGCGGAUCCAUUCCUUGGUUGUGUACCGGUUCUUCAAUCUGGUAUAGAAUUUGCAAUCAAAGCACAUCAGGUACAUGCCAUCGACCAAUUUAUCCUGCGGGAGUCUUAGAUGCUCAUUGAUACGCUGCCACCAGCGGCCGGCUGACUAUUACCAAGCUUCGUUCAGCAGGUAAGGAUGUCCAGGUAUUAUUGCCUUGAACAUCUCAUCUCAUCUCGCGAUGCAAGCAUAUCCUGCACCACACUACUCCGUAAAGCUCAUAACUAGGUAGCUAGGUAUCCAAGCACCUUCCUCAG
This is a messenger RNA of Exophiala xenobiotica, 1665 nucleotides long. RefSeq lists its product as uncharacterized. The record is from RefSeq and is a predicted model, not a curated record. Gene Ontology annotation, molecular function: actin filament binding. Lineage: Eukaryota; Fungi; Ascomycota; Eurotiomycetes; Chaetothyriales; Herpotrichiellaceae. The coding region runs from base 269 to 1183 and encodes 304 amino acids. The transcript has 2 exons. Gene Ontology annotation, cellular component: cytoskeleton.